GCAUGGUAUAAAAAUGCUCUGCGAAUGGACGUGGAAAACAAGAACGGAGUAAAAUUAAAUAACAUUAAAGUAUAUAGCAAAUAAGAAGAGAGCCGUUUUAUGUAAUGCGGAUACAGUAUAAUUGAUUUCACAAUGACUACAAUGAGUGCACCAGAAAAUGAAUCCGGAACGAACUGUGCAGCUGAUGAGACGGCUGAAAAUACGGAAGAAAAUGACAAACUGGCGCUUGCCGAGUAUAUUUCUGGCCUGGAAGCGAGAAUAAAACAGAAAACUGAAAUGAGAAAUAGUAAUUUGAAUUGCGUUCGACCUCCAGACAACCACUUUUCAAAAUUAGAUUCGGGCUUAAAAAAGAACACCACUUUUGUAAAAAAAUUAAAGUCUUUCAGUGCUAUUCAAAUGGACGCGUUACUGAAAGAUUUCAGUGUACUGAAUCUUACCAAAUACAUAUCUGAGGUAGCAGCUGCCAUAGCGGAAGCAAAGUUAAAGAUGUCAGACAUACCAGCAGCAAUAAACUUGUGUUCAGCGCUUCACCGCACAUACUCAGAAUUCUCUUCGAAUUUCUUUGAAAAUUGGCAAAAACUACUUAAAGUGACAGAUAAAAUAACAAAUUCUUCUAAAUUGCGUGUGGAUAUCAGAUUUUAUGCAGAGUUAGUAGCAGUGGGUGUGUUCCCUAAUAAAAUAGGUUUGCCUCUUCUGGGCAAUGUCCUGACUGUUCUGAUCAACAUGGACAAGGAGGAGCCCAACAAUAUCCCGAUACUGUUGUCAUUCUGUAAGCACUGUGGGGAGGAUUAUGCAGGGUUAGUACCCAAGAAAAUCAAGGAUACUGCAGAGAAACUUAAUGUGCAAAUUCCACGAAACACAUUCCUGCCAGCCGAGAAGCAGGCAGUUGUUCGCCAGCUACUCAAGGACUACUUUGCCACAUUACUGAAGCACUUGAUGGAGGAGCGGACGCAGCUCCAGGCACUCCACGCAGCCAAUCAGAGGACACUGCACACGCGCGGGGAGCUCUCGCAGGAGCGCAAGGACCAGCUGGAACAUCACCAGGCAACCUACGACAAAUUGCUAGCUGGCGCGCAAAGUUUCGCCGAGGUACUGGGCGAGGAGCUGGGUGAAGCCGGUGAACCCCCGACACUGUCCAUGACUGUAAUAGAAACGCCCGGCACAGUUACCAUCGGCGGCACUGAGGAGUUCAACAUGCAGGCUGGGACUGACCCCUGGCAGGAUGAGGACACGAGGACGUUCUACACGCAUUUGCCAGAUUUGAAAGUGUUUAUGCCUAACUAUCAAUUAAAGGAGACAACGAAAAGUAAGACUGAAACCGUGACAGAAGAGAUGCUGGACGAAGACCUGAAAGAGGAUGAACUGAGCGACAGUGAGGAGCCCGCCGUGCCCGACGUGGAGGACGACCACCAGCCCACCAGCGUCUCCAACAAAUACGCUCUUGAUGCAUUUUUGAACGAACUGCCCAACUGUAUCAAUCGAGAACUCAUUGACAACGCCGCCGUAGACUUCGUCUUGAAUCUCAACACCAAAAACAACAGGAAGAAACUGACCAGGGUGCUCUUCAGUGUUGCCAGGACCAGAUUAGAUUUGUUGCCAUUUUAUUCCCGGUUUGCUGCAAAUCUGUAUCCAGUGUUGCCUGAUGUGUGCAUCGAUUUAUGCCAAAUGUUGAAGCAAGAUUUUAAGUAUCAUGUUAGGAAAAAGGAUCAGAUCAAUAUUGAGUCAAAGAUUAAAGUAGUGAGAUUCAUUGGUGAAUUAGUAAAGUUUGGUCUGUACUCCAAAAUGGAAGCCCUAUACUGCCUGAAAGUGUUACUGCACGACUUUAAACAUCAUCACAUAGAGAUGGCGUGCAAUCUGCUGGAAACGUGCGGGAGGUAUCUCUAUUGCAAUCCGGAUACUCAUCAGAGGACUAUGAUUUAUUUACAGCAGAUGAUGAGGAAAAAGACUGUUUCAGCCCUCGACUCGCGCUACGUAACUCAAAUCGAGAACGCGUUCUACUACGUGUGCCCGCCCGAAGCCCCGGCCCAACCUAAAGAGGAAGAGCCACCCAUGCACCAGUUCAUCAGAAAAAUUCUCCACGAAGAUCUGCAGAAGAGCAAUGAGGAAAAGAUCUUCAGACUGAUGCGGAAGAUUAACUGGGAGGAUCCGGAGAUAGCGGCGGUUGCUAUACAGCAUUUGGCGGGCGGGUGGCGCGUCCGCGCUAGUGCGAGGAGGGCGCUCGCACGGAUGGCGGCUGAACUAGCUGCUUGGCAGGAGAUGGUGGCGCCGUGCGUGGUGGACACGGUGCUGGAGGACAUCCGCGCCACGCUGGAGGACCCGCACCCGCGCCACAACCAGCGCCGCAUCGCCACCGUGCGCUACCUCGGCGAGCUCUACAACUACAAGCUCCUAGACUCCCGCGACGUCUUCACCGUGCUCUACUCCUUCAUCACCUUCGGCGUCACCAACGACCACGCGCUCCCCUCCCCCCUCGACCCCCCCGACAACGUCUUCCGGAUCAGACUAGUCUGCGCCCUCCUAGAGACCUGCGGCGCCUACUUCAACAGCGGCUCCAGCAAGAAACGCCUCGACUACUUCUUGAUCUUCUUCCAGCAUUACUACUGGUUCAAAUGCUCCGAUCCCGUUUGGACUGAGGAGUACAAAUUCCCUAUCUACGUCAAGUAUAUAUAUCAGGAGUGUUUAAUGACGCUCCGACCGAAGUUAACCCUUUUCACCGACUGGCAACAAUGUAAAGACGCAAUAGAGGAGUUAAGGCAAACGUUGUAUCCUGAAUUAGGCGAGGAGGAAUAUGACAAUGAGGACCAGGGUGACGAUAGUGUGAAUGACGGGUUGGAUACUAUAAUAGAGACUGAUGACGAGACUGACAACCCUCAGUUGAUGGACGAGAGCUCGGACGACGAGCCGCUGACGGAGAACGCUGGUGCGGAGGAGAAUGAGGUCCACAGUGACGACAAUAAUAUGAGCAACGAGCCGAGGAGACCCGCGCCUAAGCCGGUUGAAGACGUAGAAUUCGAGUCAGCAUUCGAGAAGAUGGUGAUGGAAAACAUCGCGGAGCGUCAGCGCGAGAACCGGCCGCAGCAGCGCGACAUCGCGGUGCCCAUGACCUGCCGCCAGACCACCAAGAAGACCUACGACCAGCUGCUGGUAGGCUCUCAAGGGGAGGAAGGCGUGGAGUUCGUGCUGAUGGUCCGGAAAGGCACGAAGCCGCAGUACAAGUCGUUCAACGCGCCGCCGGAGCUCGCCAGCAACCUGCAGCAGCAGGCGUUGGCUGACAAGCAGGAGAAGGAAAGAGUCAAACGGUUAACCUUGAACAUAUCAGAAAGGCAAGAAGAAGAAGAAUACAGCGCCGAAAGCGGCGGCGGGUCCGGCGGUCUCGGCAACCCAAACCGUGGCCAGCACGUCCGCCAGAAGUACCAACACCCCAAGGGAGCUCCAGACGCAGACCUCAUCUUCGGACCUAAGAAAUUCAAAUGAAACAGACUCAAUCGAAUCAUGAGUCUUGUCUUCUACUGGUGGCAUUCACUUCAAAUGUUUCGAUGGAACGUUGGCCUUCCGUGUAGUGAGUUGGUCGGAUUUGUAUUUGUACUUCAAAGUACUGUUGUAUCUCUUUGUUAUUAAAUGAAGCGAGGAAA
Leguminivora glycinivorella is the source of this 3632-nucleotide messenger RNA. RefSeq names its product regulator of nonsense transcripts 2 (gene Upf2). Gene Ontology annotation, molecular function: protein binding; RNA binding. The record is from RefSeq and is a predicted model, not a curated record. Gene Ontology annotation, biological process: nuclear-transcribed mRNA catabolic process, nonsense-mediated decay. Gene Ontology annotation, cellular component: cytoplasm; exon-exon junction complex. NCBI's taxonomy places the organism in Eukaryota, Metazoa, Arthropoda, Insecta, Lepidoptera, Tortricidae. The transcript is spliced from 11 exons. Bases 133 to 3474 code for a protein of 1113 amino acids.